Molecule: messenger RNA, 2724 nt
Organism: Prunus dulcis (almond)
Lineage: Eukaryota; Viridiplantae; Streptophyta; Magnoliopsida; Rosales; Rosaceae
Product: recQ-mediated genome instability protein 1
Exons: 8
Coding region: 100-2217 (705 amino acids)
Biological process (GO): resolution of meiotic recombination intermediates; double-strand break repair via homologous recombination
Cellular component (GO): nuclear body; RecQ family helicase-topoisomerase III complex
Molecular function (GO): nucleotide binding
Source: RefSeq, a predicted model, not a curated record
CCGCCGAAAAACUAAAGAGUUCAAACUCACUUCCCUGCAAAACAAACCGUCGUCUCUAAAAACCCCUCCAAAAUCCCCAAAAAUUUUCUGCGACCAAAUAUGCUCAGAAGACGUCUCAGGCUCAGCUACUCUUCCGACGAAGAAGAACAACCACAACCACAACAACACCAGAAUGAAGAACCUCAGCAGCAAUCGUCAGCUGUCACUCACCCACCCGUUACCCUAGCCCCUCCAAACCCUUACCCCUCCGAACCGCUCCCAAUCACCGACGACGACGACGAGUUCAUCGAUGUCUCCGACAACCUCUCGUCUCCGUCACCUGAGCCGUCUCCGGAACCCGAGAGCGACAAUCGACCACAUCAUCCUCCGCCGGCUCAGGAUCCGGCACCGGAACCCAUUAACCGGCCGCCUCCACCUCCCCCUCCACCUCCAUCUCCAUCUCCACCGAGCUCCGGCGGGUGUCCGAUAAGCGAACAUCUCCAGGGGUUAGGGUUAAGGCUAAAGAGGGAGUGGCUUGAUGCUUGUGUCCAUGGACUCCAGCAAUCCGUACCGGGAUUUCAAAAUUUUGAUGUGGAGACGAAGGCGAAGCUCUGCUUCGAGCAGUUUUUGGUUUCGGAUAUGAAUCUGUCAGGCGGAGGCGUGCUUCCAGAAAAUGUGGCUUCUCUCCAUCUCGUCGAUCUUCCCGGACCUUAUGUGUUGCAGGUUGAUGAGAUUGUUAAUAUCAGCAAUCCUCUCAAGAUUAGGUAUCAGAAAGCCGCUGUUGGACUGAAGAGGUGUCUCAAGUUGUCUAUAACAGACGGUGUUCAACGCGUCUUUGCCAUGGAAUAUAGGCCUAUUCAGGCGCUUGAAGCUUUGGCUCCUGCUGGUUUGAAGGUUGCUCUGUGUAAUGUGCAUAUACGCCACGGACUUCUUAUGCUGGUCCCUGAAUCUGUUGAAGUUCUAGGAGGAUUAGUUGAGGAACUGGAUGCUGCACGUCAACGCCUUGUUGAUGAAGUAAAUAAGCCACCUAGAGGAAACAGAACCAGGAAUGGAGUGGUUCCUCCUCUAGCUACAAGGUUAACUCUUGCUGCAUGGCCUCCUAACGGUGUUCAUGAUGCUGGACACACCAAUAGUUCAACAAUGGAAGCCCCAACCCCAUUUCAGGCGUCUAACCAAGGUGCUACAUUCUCUGUAUCAGCCAGAAAUACCAGCUCCGUAUCUUCUAGAAACACCAGCCCAGUGACUGCCGAAGAAUCUACUGUUCCUCUCAGUGGAGAACACUCUGUUGUUAACCCAUCAUCUACUGAUGUAUUUGGUGUUGAAGAGAUGCCUAUGGAUACUACUCCCUAUAGCAGAAGAAAUGCUAUUCCCAACCCAUUAUCUGAUGAUUUUGGUGUUGAGAAUCUCCACAUAAAUAGUGCUGGUCAUAGCAGGGAAAGUCGAGUACCUGAAAAUGCCAUUCCUAAUCCAUCCUUUGAGGAUGCUUUGGAUGUUGAAGAUGUCGAAAUGGAUGCCAUUCAUAUUGGGGGAGAAAACCAUACCUCAGAUUCUAUUUUGAAUGAUGAAGAUAUCAAUAUGAUUAACGAGGGCGAAACUCAUGGGGGUUACCCAUCGUCUGAUACUAUUUUGAAUGAUGAGGAUAUCAAUGUGGUUAGUGAGGUCGAGCGCCAAGAAAUACUUUCUGGAGACCACGAACCACCUUUCAGUUACCUUUGUAGUUUGUCAGCCAAGUUAGCUAUGAUGAAGAACACACAUUCAAUCCAGGGGAAGGUUAAGUGUGUUUUGACUGGUGUGAAGAAAUUCCAAUACACACAUACAUAUGAGCUUCAGGCGUAUGUUGAUGACGGCACUCUCAUUAAAGAAAUUCUCGUUGAUCACAAUGUUGUACAGGAGGGGAUAGGUCAUUCUCCUGAGGAGGUCAAAGCUGCCAUUUCUUCUCCAGACAAAACAAUAGUCCGUAACAUGAAGGAGAAAAUGAAGCAGUUUCAAAAAUUCUUAACAAAUUUUGAGGGCAUAAUGCUUAUAGAGAUGAGAUUGCAUGAUCUUCCAAUUGCCCUUGAGAUGAAGCAGGGUUGUAAUCAAUCUGAUGCGUGGUUGCUUUUGAGGAGAAUAAAGGCCUCCCCUCCAGCUCGGGCAUCAGGGCAUGCCUCCUCUGCAGCUCGGACAUCACAGUAUCCUUCCUCUCCAGCUCGGACUUCACAACAUCUCUCCUCCCACCCCAUUGAUAUAUCCCCCUGAUGAUCGAGCUUAUAGCGCUGGUGUUGCUAUUGCUUAUAAUGGAAACGCAAUUGGCGUGUGGUUCCGUGGUCAAUGCUGUAUCAUGGAAAAGAUCCGGAUUUGGAUGAAGCUCUUGCUUGCAAAAAUGGCUGCUGUGGCAGCCACAGAAAGAGGUUCCGAAAACGUCUUAUGUAAAGCCGGAUUUUCUGAACGUUAUCUCAGCUAUUUCAUUGGGGAAGUGUUUACAAGGAACACGAGUGUUAAAAGAUGAGGAAGAUAAUAAGAAAUUUAUUGUAGGUAAUUCGAUAUACAUUCCUUAAGUUUUGUGCCCAAAAUACCCUUUUAUUUGGUUUUUUUGGGGGUCAAUUUUUACUUGUCUCAUAAGCUGUAUCGACACCUCACCGGGACUACGUGUUGCUUCCUUUUUCAUGCAACGCUGCUACGUUGCAAAAUUCUGUUGACCCUUCCAAGUAUAUAUAUAUAUAUAUAUAAAUUAAUCAGAACAAACAGCACUUGAAUUCCUUUGUA